AUGUCCGGCAUCAAGGGACCGUCCCCCCAGGAGCAUGACGGCAGCGCCCUGCGCAUCGGUAUUGUCCACGCCCGCUGGAACCCGACCAUCAUCGAGCCCCUCGUUCAGGGCGCCAAGGAGAAGCUGCUCGGCUGCGGUGUCAAGGAGUCCAACAUCGUCGUUCAGUCUGUCCCGGGAUCCUGGGAGCUCCCCUUCGCUGUGCAGAGGCUUUUCUCCGCCUCCCAAGUCCAGUCAGCCCAAGCUGGCUCCGGUUCCUCCGCCGGUGACCUCCUCGGCGCCUCAACCACAGACCUGACUUCACUCCCCACCGAAACAUCAGGCGGCCCCUUCGACGCCAUCAUCGCCGUCGGCGUCCUCAUCAAGGGCGAGACCAUGCAUUUCGAGUACAUCGCCGACGCUGUGUCUCACGGCCUUAUGCGCGUACAGCUCGACACCGGUGUACCCGUCAUCUUUGGCGUUCUCACCGUCCUGAACGACGAGCAGGCCCAGGCCCGCGCUGGUAUCACUUCCGGUGGCCACAAUCACGGCGAGGAUUGGGGUCUUGCUGCGGUCGAGUUGGGUGUCAAGCGUAAGGCUUGGACCGCGGGCAAGAUUGAGUAA
This is a messenger RNA of Colletotrichum siamense, 600 nucleotides long. RefSeq names its product 6,7-dimethyl-8-ribityllumazine synthase. Gene Ontology annotation, biological process: riboflavin biosynthetic process. The transcript has 2 exons. Bases 1 to 600 code for a protein of 199 amino acids. NCBI's taxonomy places the organism in Eukaryota, Fungi, Ascomycota, Sordariomycetes, Glomerellales, Glomerellaceae. Gene Ontology annotation, cellular component: intracellular anatomical structure; riboflavin synthase complex; mitochondrial intermembrane space. The record is from RefSeq and is a predicted model, not a curated record. Gene Ontology annotation, molecular function: 6,7-dimethyl-8-ribityllumazine synthase activity.